AUGUUAUCGUUGCAGAUGAAAAAUGAAGGAUUUUUAAGUGAUCCGCAGUUGUUACCACGAAUUAAAGAACAUUGUCGCAACUUCCCGAGCCAAUCAUUACGAGCUGAACGAAUCGCAUAUGAUUUGCAACAGAAAUAUACAGAAUACUCUCGAAAGCAGUUCAAGCCAUUCACACGGCUUGUUCAAGAUGGCCUAGAAAAAUUGCGAAUCGAGGCAAAUCCAGAGCCUGUUGUAGUUGACGUUAUUGAAGAUGCAGGCGGGAGUGAUGGAGAUGUUGUUCCUAUCGACGUUCCCAAUGAAACACCUGCUAAAAAUAGUGCUCGGAAACGAAAAGCUGAAAGAGUAUCAACUCCGAAAAAAAAUACGAUCUAUGAUGACGAAGCAAUUGAUAAGGAAUUUGAUUCUUUCAAGGGUAAUAAUAGAGCUAACAGGGGUCUCCUCAAUUUGUAUGCUAAAAACCAACCUAAAACACCUCAACUAACUUUGAAUGUCACAAAUUCUAAAACCGAAAGCUCCAAGAAAAACAAACCAGCGAACGCAUCCGGUGAGAAGACGCCUUCAGCCCCUCGUGGUCUGGGAAGUGUUUCUACGUUCAACAUAUCUCCGCGUACAUCCAAUGUACGAUUCAAUGAUUUGGGAGGAUGUGAUAGGCAAUUCUUGGAGGUUUGUCGUCUCGUAAUGCAUUUGAAGAGACCUAAGACGUACGACUUGUUAGGAGUAGAUCCUCCCAAAGGAUUUAUUAUUCACGGACCUCCUGGUUGUGGAAAAACGUUGUUUGCACAGGCAGUAGCGGGAGAAUUUGAUUUACCUUUGCUUCAACUCGCAGCUACGGAAUUAGUUUCCGGUGUCUCUGGAGAAACAGAAGACAAAAUCCGACAACUAUUCACAAUUGCAAAAGAUAACGCUCCAUGUGUCUUGAUUUUGGAUGAAAUAGAUGCUAUUGCGCCAAGAAGAGAGACAGCCACAAGAGAGAUGGAGAGAAGGAUUGUGAGUCAACUAAGCAAUUCAUUAGAUGACUUAUUUGGAGUAAAAGAUGAUAAGCCGCUCAAAGAUCGAUUGGAUUUCACAGCAGAUGGAGAGGUUUCUAUCAUAAAUGAUAGUGCAGAAUUGAAAGGACAUGUGUUGGUCAUCGGAACAACAAGUAGACCAGACGCCGUUGAUGGUGGAUUGAGACGCGCUGGAAGAUUUGAUUGUGAGAUUGCUCUUGGAAUCCCAGAUGAAGCUGCUCGUUUGAAAAUCUUAUCGACCAUUUGCAAAUUACCAUUAGAUGAGAAUGUGAGUAUGCUGAGCAUAGCUCGCUUAACACCCGGUUAUGUUGGUGCAGAUUUGAAUGCUCUCGUAAGAGAAGCUGCAAAGUGCGCCAUUAAUAGAAUAUUCGAUACGAUUGUAAAUCGAAACAGUACGAAAAGACAAAUGACUAAUGCGGAAGUGAAAGAAGAAUUGGAUAAAGUACUAAUUUGGUUGAAUGGUGAUGACGACCCGAGUGUUUUGGAAGGAUUAGGAGGAUUCCAUGUGGUUAUGAAUGACUUUGAGAGAGCUCUUGAGAACGUGCAGCCUUCAGCUAAACGAGAAGGAUUCGCUACGGUGCCGGAUGUUACAUGGAAUGAUAUUGGAGCUCUAUCUGAUAUACGGCAAGAAUUAGAAUGGAGUAUAUUGUAUCCUGUGAAAAGACCAGAGGAUUUUGCUUUGUUGGGUAUAAGCUCGAAACCUCAGGGUAUUUUGCUUUGUGGCCCUCCGGGUUGCGGAAAAACUUUGUUGGCAAAAGCCGUUGCAAACGAAACAGGAAUGAACUUCAUCAGUGUUAAAGGUCCAGAACUGUUAAACAUGUAUGUUGGAGAAAGUGAACGAGCAGUUCGCACAGUAUUCCAAAGGGCCCGAGACUCUUCACCCUGUGUCAUCUUCUUCGACGAGAUUGAUGCUCUAUGUCCCAAACGUUCGAAUAAUGAGAGCUCCGGAAGUUCUCGCUUAGUCAACCAACUGCUCACCGAAAUGGAUGGUGUUGAAGGAAGGAAACAAGUAUUUCUUAUUGGAGCAACUAACAGACCAGAUAUUGUUGACGCCGCCAUCCUACGUCCUGGUAGGUUGGAUAAAAUUCUGUUUGUGAACUUCCCUAAUAGUUCCGAUAGGGCGGAUAUUUUGAGGAAAGCUACAAAAGGCGGUACGAAUCCGAAAAUAAGCAGCGACGUGAAUUUCGAAGAGAUAGGAUGCUUGCCAGAGCUGGAUGGUUUCACUGGAGCAGACUUAGCCGCCAUAGUGCACGAGGCAUCAAUCAUUGCCUUGAAGGAACGUCUGUUCAAAAAUGACACAAGUGUCGAUUGUGUGAGCACGCCUCAUUUCCUUGAAGCGAUCAAGAGAAUACGACCUUCUGUUACUGAAGCCGAUCGAAAGAAAUAUAGCAGAAUGCGGGAAAUAUAUUCGAAAAAGUCAGACGUUGUUGUAAAUUCUUAA
Auanema sp. JU1783 is the source of this 2448-nucleotide messenger RNA. The record is from the annotation of a GenBank genome assembly. Lineage: Eukaryota; Metazoa; Nematoda; Chromadorea; Rhabditida; Rhabditidae.